Sphenostylis stenocarpa is the source of this 282-nucleotide messenger RNA. Lineage: Eukaryota; Viridiplantae; Streptophyta; Magnoliopsida; Fabales; Fabaceae. The record is from the annotation of a GenBank genome assembly.
AUGGAGUCUGGACUGGGUAAUUGGCCAUCCUAUGACCCUCACAACUUCAGUCAGCUUCGACCUUCCGAUCCUUCAAGUUCUUCUAAAAUGACACCGGCCACUUACCAUCCUACUCACAGCAGGACCCUUCCACCACCUGAUCAAGUGAUAAGUACUGAAGCCAAAAAUAUCCUCCUGAGACAUAUCUAUCAGCAUGCUGAGGAGAAGUUGAAACCAAAAAGAGCAGCAUCUGAUAACCUUUUACCGGAGCAUGGAUGCAAGCAACCUAGGGUUUCCAGCUGA